Messenger RNA from Penicillium brevicompactum, 939 nucleotides. RefSeq lists its product as uncharacterized. The coding region runs from base 1 to 939 and encodes 312 amino acids. Lineage: Eukaryota; Fungi; Ascomycota; Eurotiomycetes; Eurotiales; Aspergillaceae. The record is from RefSeq and is a predicted model, not a curated record. The transcript is spliced from 6 exons. Gene Ontology annotation, molecular function: oxidoreductase activity.
AUGUCCCCCAAAUGGUCAUGGUCGUCGACCGGAAACGAAGUGGUAGCCGGAUAUGCCGAGAGGAUCAAGGGACGAACAUGCCCCAGCGACGGUGGAAUCGGCGCAGAAACGGCACUUUGUCUUGCAUCGCAAUCGCCAUCAACAAUCAUACUUGCCGGGCGAGACCGGGCCAAGAUUCAGCCCGUCAUCGAGAAAAUAUCUCAUUUGAACCCCGAGGUCAAUGCAAUUUUCAUCGCGCUCGACUUGAGCAGUCAGGCUUCGGUGCGGUCAGCUGCGGCGGAAGUCAACAGACAAGUCAAUCAUCUCGAUGUGCUCAUCAAUAAUGCUGCACUAAUGGCCUGUCCGUAUGGCACAACGCCGGAUAAUUUGGAAAUACAAUUUGGAACGAACUUCAUCGGUCCUUUCCUCUUCACUGGUCUAUUGCUUCCCAGGCUUCGUGCUGCGGGGCCCGGGGCACGCAUUGUGAAUGUCAGCAGCUCCGCGCAUCGCUUUGAGGGUAUCAGGUUUGAUGAUGUUGAUUUCAAGGGUGGAUCUGUUUAUGAUACCUGGAAAGCAUAUGGCCAAUCGAAGACUGCGUUGAUUUUGAUGGCUGUUCACAUCGCUAGCAAACUCCCUAGCACGGAUAUUGCUGCAUUUUCAGUCCAUCCAGGGAGCAUUGCGUCGAACUUGCAGCGACAUGUAGAUUCAGAGUCAAUCUCGGACGCCCGAGUUAAGUCGCAAAAUAUUGUUGAUUAUGAAGUCACGGACAGGAAAAGUCUCCAACAAGGCUGUUCCACUACGUUAAUUGCAGCUUUGGAUCCUAGUCUUACAGAACUCUCAGGCUCAUAUUUAAGCGACGGUCAGUUAAAGGAUCCAGCGCGUCAUGCAAGUGGAACUGAGAACGCCACGAAGCUGUGGAAUCUGGGGGAGGCUAUUCUGGGGCAAACAUUCGAGCUAUAA